Molecule: messenger RNA, 4094 nt
Organism: Labrus mixtus (cuckoo wrasse)
Lineage: Eukaryota; Metazoa; Chordata; Actinopteri; Labriformes; Labridae
Product: protein mono-ADP-ribosyltransferase PARP14-like
Exons: 7
Coding region: 78-4052 (1324 amino acids)
Molecular function (GO): GTP binding
Source: RefSeq, a predicted model, not a curated record
CUACAGUUUCAGACACAUUGAACACACUGUCUCUAAGGUCGGACGCCCCAUGUUUUGCUUGGCGAACGAGCCGAACUAUGGCUGAUAUUUACCGAUAUCCCGUUUUCUUUGAGUGCCAGAGCCACCUGCUCGACAAGAAGAGGAUAGAAACGCAUUUCCGUGUUCGCCGCAGAUCAGGCGGGGGGGACUGUGGACCACUGAGGCGAGAGACUGACACAAUCUACAGCGUUGCUUUCAGAAAUCAGAAAGAUCAGCAGGCAGUCCUGCAGAGAUCUGAGCACGUCGUUGAGCUUAAAGAUGGUGAAGUAGUGAUCACUGUCCGAGGCAGCCUCGAACCUCACGCCUCUACUGUCAAAACGUCAGCCCAACCCCGGGAUUCAACAGCUCCGGUACAGAGCCCACUGGUCAAUCCUGCCUCAACUCCUCCAUCAAGUGGUGAAGACUACGAAUUACAACUUAAUAUGUACCUCCUGCAUUACCUAAAGGAACACCCACAAGCUUGGAAAGAACUAGAGAAAGAACUCACCUCUGUUUCCUGCUCAGCCCAGCUUUACCCAGAGGAGGGUAGGGUGUUAGUCAUGAGUUUAGCUCAGCCUGGUGUUGAUGGUGGUGUAAAAAACUGGAGAGCUGAAGUAGACAGAGUCUUUGAUGACUACAUGUUUCACUACGAGGUUGAACCUGUCAGAGUUAGAGCUUUGCUUCUGUCCUGCAGCUCCCCUCAGACCACAGAUGAGGUAAAUGUUUACAGCAAGGGUGGGAUGGCUGUUGUUGUUGGGAAGCGAUCGCAGGUGAGUGCCAUGUUGAUGGAUUUAGAAGAAAAGUCAAGUGUUGGUGAGAAACAAACCAGCGUUAUACAGCUCGGUAAGGCCAAACUCGCCCUCCUCUGGAAAGAGAUUGAGAACAGCUUGGGACAAGAAUAUCCAGAAGUGAAGGUCACCCAAGGAGAUGAAGGUCAGAUAGUUUUGGAGGGAACCAUGGAGGAAAUUGUCAAGGCUGGAGAUUUGAUCUCAAAUAUUGGGACAUUGGUAUUAGAGAGGACAGUUUCUGAUGUAAGCCCACACUUUUUGGCCUUCCUGAGGGAAACCUAUGGUGGUCCAGGGUUGCUGUCUGAGUUUUUAGGGGUUGGCGACAAGGUGGAAAUAGAGUUAAGAGAUGCAGAACUAUGUUUCUUUGCCCUUUCUACUGAUAAACUGGAUGACACAGAAAAAAAACUAACAGAAAUAUUCAAGGAAGUCAAUAUUGAUAUUUCUGACUGCUCUGUUGCGCUACCCGAGCUUUGGGAAAAGCUUGAGUGCAAGACAAAGGAGAUGAACCAAAUGCAAUGUAGGGCUGAGGCUGUGUUCGGCUCAGAUAACAAGGUGUGCUUAUUGGGCCACACCAAAGAAGUUGAAUUACUCAGUGAAGUUGUCAAACAGUUUGUUUUGGACCAUUCGAAUGUGCAAAGCGUAAUCCAUCUGCCGUUUCCAGAACUAGCACAAGACUUGCCAGAACUACUGCAGCUGCACAAUGUAGACUCUUUAGGGGUUACUAUAAACCUUUUAACAACUUUCUCUGGGCCCGUGGUUGUGCUGGAAGGUCCACCUGGCAAAGUGAGGGAGGUCAGUAACUGGCUAUGUCUAUAUUUGGAUAGAGUCACUACUGAUGAGAACGGGUCAGCAAGAUAUUUCCGAAGCCCCCCUUGGAAAGGUGAACCCCAUUGUGUUGCAGAGAAUCUGUCAUCGUUGCGCUUGAAUGAAGUAAACACAACCGUUGCGACUUACCACCUUAAUGGAGGGCUUCAAGUGCUGGUGUGUCAAGGUGACAUUACCAAACAGGAUGCUGACGCCCUUGUGAAUGCUGCCAAUGAAGAUUUGAACCACUGUGGAGGGGUUGCGGCUGCACUGAGCAAAGCAGGCGGCCCUGAAGUUCAGCGUGAGAGCAGCUCCUUAGUUGAGACUUUUGGGAAAUUACCCACAGGUGAAGUGGUGGUCACCACAGGUGGAAACUUAAACUGCAAGGUAUUGCUGCAUGCUGUUGGACCAGUAGGUGGACAAUGCGGUGGAAAAGAAAGGGUGUUGCUGGGAAAAACUGUCCACUCUGCUCUGAAUUUGUCAGAAAUGAUGGAGUUCCAGUCCAUAGCCAUGCCUUGUAUCAGCUCAGGGAAUUUCGGUGUCCCUGUUAAUGUGUGUUCACAGGCUAUUGUAACGGCUGUUAAAGAGUUUGGAAGUCAAGGAGGGCGUAGUCUAAGACAAAUCAUUCUGAUUGAUAACAGAGAGGAGGUGGUUAGGGUAAUGCACGAAACAUGUGACAAUCUUCUCCAAGGGGUAACUACUGGAAAAAGUGCACCAAGUGAAAUUGGUUUUCCAAUGGAGGCUUCUGUCCAAGACGAGGCUAGGGCUCUUGUCCGUGUGGAGAUCAUGCAGGGUACCAUAGAGACACAGCAGGUUGAUGCAGUGGUGUCCCCAAUGGUUGGCCCCAAUAUUCAGACCACUCGUGUAGGAAACACUUUGUUCAAAAUGGUUGGGCCUCAGCUGACUGCGAUGUUCAGAGGGGAAAGAGGAGAAGAAACUCUGGCUGGUGACACAGUCCUGUUGGAGGGCCUGUCUGCACUUCCAUCUAAUGCCGUCUUCUUCCUCAACCUCGCUCCCUGGGAUUUUGACCAAGAAGGAACUGCUGCUCAGGCUCUGAGAAUGGGCAUCAAACAAAUCCUUACUACUUGUGACAGUAGAAGGUUUGCUUCUGUUGCUCUCCCUGUACUUGGGGCUGGGAUCGCUCUGAAAUUUCCUGACAGCUUGGUAGCAAGGAUUCUACUGGAAGAGGUUUACGCUUUUGAACAAGAGCGAGCCAGCAGAACACCAUUCACUGUCCGGAUUGUCAUCCACCCGAAUGAGGAAAAGGUUACUGAGGUCUUCAAGUCUGUCCAGGAAGAUUUCCAACUCAAAGAAACCAAAAGCAAAGUUCAGCAUCCAGACCAAGAGUCUGCUACGAAAAGGAUUGUGCUGCUUGGAAAAACCGGAUCUGGAAAGAGCAACCUGGCGAACACCAUAUUUGGAGAGAAGUUGUUCACCACAAACCACACCCCUAACUCUGGAACAAGACAAUGUCAAGCAGAAACCAAAUCUGUCAACGGCAGAAGCUUCACUUUGAUCGACACUCCAGGUUUCUUCGAUGCAGGAAGGCCUGAGGAGGAUAUGAAGCCUGAGAUAGUGAGGUGUAUCACAGAGUGCGCUCCUGGGCCCCAUGCAUUUGUCAUUGUGCUGAAAGUGGAGAAGUUCACUGAGCAGGAGCAGGCUGUGAUCACAAAAAUAUGCCAAUAUUUCUCUGAAGAUGCUCUUAAAUAUGCUGUCAUUGUGUUUACACAUGGCGACCAGCUCCCUAAAGGGGUGAAAAUCGAGGACUUUGUAAGUCAGAAUAGAGAUCUGAGUGAUCUGGUGAAGAAGUGCGGUGGAAGGUGUCACGUCAUAGAUAAUAAAUACUGGAAGAACAAAGUUCAGAAUAACUACAGGAGCAACCAGCUUCAGGUAGAGGAGCUACUGAAGACAAUAGAUAAGAUGGUGAUGGAAAACAACGGAGACUUCUAUGUCAAUGAGAUGUUUCAGGAAGUAGAGAAAGAAAUACAGAAAGAGGAAGCGCACAUUAGACAGUCUUGGGGUGACAUGCCAGUCGUAGAGAUCAGAAAAGAAGCAAAAAGCAGAGUGUCUGAGAAGUUUUUGAUAGAACUGGCUGGCACUGCAACGGGAGCGUUGAUGGGUGCUUUGUUUGGCGUGGCUGCAAUGGUUGGAUUAGUUAUCACAGCUCUGCGAAACUGUCAGUCUUUUAUAAGUGUCAUGAAAAGAAGGCCAGCAGUAGGAGGUGCAGCUGCAGCAGCUGCAGGAGGAGUAGAAGCAGCAGGUAUGACUGCUGCGGGGGUGUUGGUUGGUGUGACUGCACUGGGCAUGACUGCAACAGGUGCAGUUAUUGGUGGAGUUAUUGGACGUGAAGCAUCUGAGGGAGCAGAAACAGUGAAGGAUGCAAUUGACAGAGCAGCCAAUAGUGUUAUCAACAAAGGAAAAUAUGCCUUAAAGCUGCAAUAAUUGGGCGCUUUGCAAAUUCUAUUUCGUAAGAGUGUGAAGAAC